AUGGGCAGCGACGUUACUGAAGUCUCGAGGAGCAGAAUAUUUGGUGGCUACCAAUGUGUCUACUCCCAUGACAGCAAAGAGCUCAAAUGUAAAGCCCACUUUUCUAUUUACUUCCCCCCAAGUUAUGAUGAACAAGCCGAUGAAAGGCUUCCUGUGAUUUAUUGGCUUUCUGGACUGACAUGCACUGAGCAGAAUUUUAUUCAAAAAUCAGGUGCUCAGAGAUAUGCCUCUGAGCAUGGUGUCAUCAUCGUUGGACCUGACACAAGCCCAAGAAAUUGCAAAAUUGAAGGUGAUUCUGAAUGCUGGGAUUUUGGAGUGGGUGCAGGAUUUUAUGUGGAUGCAACAGAACCAAAAUGGAAGGAACAUUACAGAAUGUACUCUUAUGUCACAAAAGAGCUUCCUGCUUUGAUUGGAAGCACUUUCAGGAUUGACCUCAGCAGGCAAUCAAUCAUGGGACACAGCAUGGGAGGGCAUGGGGCAUUGAUAUGUUACUUGAAAAAUCCUGGCAAGUACAAAAGUGUUUCAGUAUUUGCUCCCAUCUGCAAUCCUUCCAAAUGUCCCUGGGGUCAGAAAGCUUUCAAAGGAUAUUUGGGCAGUGAUGAAACUACUUGGGAGGCAUAUGACGCCUGCUCACUUGCCAAACACUACAAGGGCCCUAUUAACAACAUACUAAUUGAUCAGGGUUUGAGUGAUGAGUUUCUGGGGAAGAAUCAACUGUUGCCCGACAACUUUGUUGUAUCUUGUGCUGAAUCAAAAAUACCUAUCAUUUUAAGAAAGCACGAGGGCUACGAUCACAGCUACUUCUUCAUCUCAACGUUCAUUGGAGAACAUGUUGCACAUCACGCAAAAUUUCUUAAAUGUUGA
Helobdella robusta is the source of this 864-nucleotide messenger RNA. RefSeq lists its product as hypothetical. Gene Ontology annotation, biological process: formaldehyde catabolic process. Gene Ontology annotation, cellular component: cytosol. NCBI's taxonomy places the organism in Eukaryota, Metazoa, Annelida, Clitellata, Rhynchobdellida, Glossiphoniidae. The transcript is spliced from 9 exons. Bases 1 to 864 code for a protein of 287 amino acids. The record is from RefSeq and is a predicted model, not a curated record. Gene Ontology annotation, molecular function: S-formylglutathione hydrolase activity.